Messenger RNA from Paracoccidioides brasiliensis Pb18, 3273 nucleotides. RefSeq lists its product as uncharacterized. Gene Ontology annotation, cellular component: cytoplasm. The record is from RefSeq and is a predicted model, not a curated record. The coding region runs from base 1 to 3273 and encodes 1090 amino acids. The transcript has 2 exons.
AUGGUGAAGGCAGACAUUAAGAGAGACUACUACGCCGAUCUAGGCAUUGACCCGAAAGCAGAAGAAGAUGAGAUCAGAAAAAAAUAUAGGAAGCUAGCCUUGAAAUUUCAUCCGGAUCGGAAUCCAGGCAAGGAACUUGAGUACAAUGCCAAAUUCCAAGCUAUUCAAGCUGCAUAUGAAAUCCUUAUUGAUUCCAAGGAACGAUUAAAAUAUGAUACCGGUAGACUUCGAGCGGGGUAUGGUAAGUUCUACUGCUCGUCUAAAACAAAUAUGCAACCUCCGCGACCGCAAUAUCCCCAACCAAAUAACCCUCAAGCUCGACGCGUGCCUACCCCAAAUACACAACCUAGAACAACACCAAAUCCUUCCGCACAGUCUAGAAGAGAGCCAACACCUGGCACACAGCCGAGAAACCCCCCAGAGAACACACAACACCAUCCUCAAGGUUUUCCGCAUCAUCGAGGAUCAUAUCCCACUCCUCCUUCCGCAGGAGCCCAGAAAUAUUCCAGCUAUGCGAAAUCAGGUUCACAGAAAUGGGACAAGAUCUACGAGGAUACGCGAACUAGGGCUGAUGCGUUCCGCGGAUUUCAUGAGAUGAAACCGAAUGCCAACCCAGGCGGCUGGUCAGGAUUCGAUCCAAGAACAGGCCGACCCAACGCGUCAACAUCAAAUCCACAGACCUCUCGACGUCAAUCUGCAUAUGAGACCUAUUUCAAUGUUCCAAAUCCGUCUCCACAGCGUGCGCAAGCGAAGAAAAAACAAGGUUUUGCUCCUGGAACCCCAGGGGGAGAUGAACCGAUGGCGCAGAAUACGUCAGCCUAUGCCAGUUUUAACAAACAGCGAGCAUCUUACCAUGAGCCACACUUUGAGCCUGCGCCGUCCCCAACGGCAAAGAAGUGGCCUCGCCAGGAAGAAUCGACCGAUACUAACAUUCCAAACCUGCAAAGGACAAGUUGUAGAUAUGCAACUACUGGUGGCGAGAAAACCUAUGUGUCCGGAGCUGGUCUUGGACGAUCUUCUAGCACCCGAGAUUCUCCUUUUACAGAGUCGGAUACUCGUUCUCGUACUAACCCCCCAAGUCCGACGUCCCCCCAGGGUAGUCGAGGAAGGCACCGCAGUGCCAGCCCGAAGUUCAAAUCGAACCGAGAACGAACUUUUCCAUCUUCCCCGGAAACCAGCGAUUCUGAUGAGAUUGAUACAUCUUUCAGACCCAAAAGGUCCCCACGUAGUAGGAAGUUUGGAAAUAAUGUGAAAGGAAACAUUUUUUCACCUUUCAAUCCUGACCCUGGUGAGGACACUUUGGGCUGCGCAACCCGGAAAGACUCUUGGCUCUUCGAUGAACCCCAUAUCCGUCCAGACGGAAGCCCCAGACAAACUCCCCGCGAAAGAUGGAACUUGCAUACUAACUAUGAGAACCCUCAAGGACACCAUCCCGAUAACGUCGGAUUUGCCCAGCAUGACUCCCAGGUACACGAACCGUCUGCAAAAGCCCAGCAGACCCAUGGCACCCAAAAUCACACAACAAGCCAAGAGGCCGAAAAUCCUAGUAAUAACUCAAAGAAAUCCGACUCACCUCAUAAUUUUAACAUGUAUGGCCCAUCUCAUAAACCCUCUAUUCGCGAGUGGUCGAGGAAAUGGGGGUUUACCCCUUCACCGGCUGCUGACAACACCCCUAAGCAAUCACUCCCGCUCUGGGCUUAUCCCUCAAGCAUCCUCCCCCAGCUUUAUAACCCUCCAAGAUUGAGCAAAGAAGCUGGGGACCGGAGUCCUGCAUCCCAAAAUAUGGAUGGGAUUCCACGUGAUGGAAACCCCACCCCUAUUAACCCAUCCAAUUCAAUCCAAAUAAAUCAAACUACAAUAAUGAGCGCUGACUCAAGUUUUAUUCCCAGUUUUGGCCCAUUCACGGAAAACAAAUCCCCUGUUGAUGGUACAUUCAAGAGCAGAAACCAUGAGAAUAUCGACGUCACUUUCUCCGCUUCUGAUUGGAAUGGAAAGUUUCAACACGCGGCCGAAUUCUUGGUACCAAGAUCGUCUAGAGAGUUGCCCUCUCAGUCAAAACCGUCCCGAACUCGUGGUAGGAGUAUAAGCAGGCCUAAUUCUGCAAAUCAUCCUCGGCCUUUUCCACCACCCGGAAGCUCUAAUCAGAACCCACAAGAAAACAUCAAUAAAUCCUCUUCAGCUUUCCUUGAAUCGGGAUUCUCAGUAGACAAAUGGACAGAGGAAGUGUUGAAAUCCAAUAUUUGGACUAUGCCACAUAACGAGCUCCCCCAACGGAACCAAAAGCGUCAAAAGAGUCCGAGAAAGCAAUCGAAACCGGCCGUGAACCGUCCGCCAACAAUCCCCAAACACGCAGCUGCUGUGACGACAGAGGCAGAAGAGGCAGAUACUAUGUUAUCCAAUGGAGACCCAGUCGAACCUCAACAGAACCUUCCUGAAUCCGUUGAGGCAAUGGAUAUCGAUGAUGGAGUCCCUAACAAUGAUCUCAAACAACAACAGCCUGCUCCGUUCAAUGCGGCAAUGGGAGCAGAUAUCAAGCCUGCCACUGCAGCGAUUCCCACGACAGAUGGUGCUCUGCCCCAUAGUACUCUGAACUUGAAAAACCUCACCAAAGUUGCGCCAUUUACGCCCACCAACAGCACUGGCAUCAACGACCUUAACGAUCUCAGCAGCACGCUUCCAUUCGAAUCGAGACCGGACGAAAGUAGCCAUACCCGCCUUACCGUCCGUCCGCAAGAUCUCACGCUCCCCAAACCGCCCAGAGUGCCCGCAGCGCCGAAUUUCUCCACAGCGGAACACACCAACAAAGCUGAAAUACAGACCAUGUGGGAGCGCUACGUGGCCGAUGUCAAUGCCUACAUGCAUGACUGGAACAUCUUCAACCGCACCAUGCUCGGCCAUUUUAACGCCAGGCAGCACACGGUGGAGACUGGACUGGCGCCCAACUGGGUUUGCGCUGUUGGCAACUCCACCCGACUUAACAUUAAAGAUGGGGCCGAUUCGGCAGCGACGAAGAGCACCGAUGCGAGUAAUGGCGUGCAAGAUGGAGAUGAGGAGGGUGACGCUGCUGACGAGGAGCAGUUUGCUGCUGGAAGUGGCCUGGGAGGGUUCAAUGCCUAUUUCCGUGGCGUGAAGGAGGAUUUUGUCGUGCGGCAGCAUUGGGAAAUUGCGUGGGAACGGCAUUUGGAAUGUUUGGAGGCACUGGAUGCGACACGCAGGUUCAUGCGGAGUGGGGGGAAGAAUCGGUCUAUGCCUAUUGGUGGAGCUACGGGAUAG